AUGGGAGGGGAAGAGCUAUCACCUAUAUAUUAUGUCAGUCGAUGCCUAAGGGAUGCGGAGUUGAGAUAUCCGUGCAUGGAACAAGCAUGCCUAGCCUUUAUAUACGCAACACAGAAACUGAGACCCUAUCUCUUGAAACAUGAGACCAUCGUGGUAGCCGAGGCAAACCCCAUAGCCUAUUUGGCGUCCAAACCUGUCCUAACCGGAAGGACUGCUCGAUGGAUUCUACAACUGUCCGAAUUCGAACUCAAAUAUCAACGACCCAAAGCAGUAAGAGGAAAAGCGAUCGCCGACUUAACGACUAUGUUUCCGGGAGAAGGGGACGAUGAGGUACAUGAAUACUUACCUGGAGAAGUGGAAGUCACGGAUACUGACAAAUCUUGGAAUAUGUUCUUUGAUGGUAAUAACGUCUCCGAAUAUGAAGCAUUAAUCCUAGGACUACGAAUGGAUAAGAAACUCAAUCUAGGAAGCGUGGAAGUUAAAGGCGAUUCAAAUAUCGUGACAAAUCAAGUGAAUGGCGAUUUUUACGUCAAAGAACCACACCUAGCUAGCACCUUACCGGGCAGAGGCUCAAAGGUUGAUGAAUCAAACAAGGCCUUGAAACAGUUUAUGAUGAUUCUAGGGGAGUUAUACUAUAGAGCUUUCGGAGGAUCACUCGCAGUGUACGUGAAUAAGAGGGAGGCAGAGAAAUUAUUCCAGGAAUUUCACACGGAGACUUGUGGAACAACUGAUGCCGUUCACCUGUACCGAGAACUUCAGAGAUUUGGAGUAUACUGGCCAAGCAUGUCCACACAAGCAGCAUCCCUCCAAGACAGUUGCGUUGACUGUCAGUCUCCACCACAACCGGCAGAGGUAUGUACAGCCGAGGGAGUAGAUUAG
Papaver somniferum (opium poppy) is the source of this 879-nucleotide messenger RNA. RefSeq lists its product as uncharacterized. The record is from RefSeq and is a predicted model, not a curated record. Gene Ontology annotation, molecular function: nucleic acid binding; RNA-DNA hybrid ribonuclease activity. NCBI's taxonomy places the organism in Eukaryota, Viridiplantae, Streptophyta, Magnoliopsida, Ranunculales, Papaveraceae. Bases 1 to 879 code for a protein of 292 amino acids. The transcript is spliced from 3 exons.